AUGUCGGAGGUCCUCACUGUAGAUGCUAUUCUGUUUGGGUUUCUGGUCUUCUCUGGCAUCCUGGGAAACAUAUUGGUCAUCCAUGUGGUGUUCCAGUCGGCCAUUGAAAAUUUGUCUCGUCGGCUCCCUCCCUCUGACAUCAUCCUGGCGAACCUGUCGCUGGCCAACCUGCUGACGUCUCUGUUCCGCACGGUACCCAUCUUUGUGUCUGAUCUGGGUCUGGAUGUGUCACUGUCCCAGGGCUGGUGCCGCCUCUUCAUGUUGCUGUGGGUGUGGUGGCGGGCCGUGGGCUGCUGGGUCACUCUGACCCUCAGUGCCUUCCACUGUGCCACCCUGAAGCGACAGCAUGUGGCCAUGGGCCCCCUUGCACAGGAGCAUGAGAGGAGGAAGGUGUGGGUGGCUCUGGGGCUUGUCUGGGGACUCAAUCUCGCCUUUUCCCUGCCAGCGCUGGUUUACACCACACAUGUCCAAGGCAAUGCCACGGUGGAGCUGAUGGUGAUCAGCUGCACCACCAGGCCCCUGCUGGGCUGUAUGUGGGAAUUCCCCUCAGAGGAGCAGGGCUCGGCCUUCGCCUCCACCUCCCUGGUCCUCAACGAGGUGGUUCCCCUGAUGCUGAUGGUGGGCACCAACCUGGCUACGCUGCACUCGCUGGCCAAACACAUCCGGGCCGUCACCUCGGCAGGCGAGGCAGGGGGAGGGACGCAUGGCGCGCUGGACAGACAUGUGUCCAGUGAACGCAAGGCCAGUCAUGUGAUUAUGUUGCUUGUGAUGCUGUUUGUGGUGUGCUGGGUCCUGCAAGUUGCAGCGGUGACAUACUAUAACCAUAACAGGGGGCACCAUGCGGAGGAGCUGCUGACUGUGGCCCACUUCUCUGCUUCUGUGUUUGUGGGCUUCAGUCCCAUGGUGGUGGCUCUGGGACAUGGCAAGCUGAGGAGGAGGAUCAUGAGGAUGAUCGCUGGCUGUGCUGACAGAGUGAAAUUUCAACAGGAGAAAAUAAUAGAUGAAAGCAAAGCUCCAGACACAAGGGAGACGACUGCAAAACAAACCGUUUUCACUAUUCAGAAGGAGAGAGAGGUUGUCAAAUCAGAGGAGAGAGUUAAAGCAAAUAAAUGA
Molecule: messenger RNA, 1113 nt
Organism: Oncorhynchus masou masou (cherry salmon)
Lineage: Eukaryota; Metazoa; Chordata; Actinopteri; Salmoniformes; Salmonidae
Product: olfactory receptor class A-like protein 4
Exons: 2
Coding region: 1-1113 (370 amino acids)
Biological process (GO): G protein-coupled receptor signaling pathway
Cellular component (GO): membrane
Molecular function (GO): G protein-coupled receptor activity
Source: RefSeq, a predicted model, not a curated record